CCAAGCUGCCUCCAGUGUGGCAGCAAAGGAGCCGAGAUGACGUUCAUCGCUAAAACCUUUUAUGAUCUGAGGGCCACCUCUCUGGAGGGAGACUCGGUGGACUUCAACGUCUUCAGGGGACGAGUGGUCCUCAUCGAGAAUGUGGCCUCGCUCUGAGGCACCACCACCCAGGACUUCAGCGAGCUCAACCAUCUGCAGAGCAAGUACCCCCAUCGGCUGGUGGUCCUGGGCUUUCCCUGUAACCAGUUUGGAUACCAGGAGAACUGCACCAACGGUGAGAUCCUGAACUCACUCCAUCAUGUGCGUCCAGGUAGUGGCUUCAAACCCAACUUCACCAUCUUCGAGAAGUGCAACGUCAACGGAGAAAACACACAUCCAGUCUUCGCCUACCUGAAAGACAAGCUCCCCUAUCCCCACGACGACCCCAGCUCCCUCAUGCAGGAUCCCAAAUUUCUGGUCUGGAGUCCCAUCAGCAGGACGGACGUCUCCUGGAACUUUGAGAAGUUCCUCAUUGGGCCGGAGGGAGAGCCCUUUAAGAGAUACAGCAGAAAGUUCCCCACCAUUGAAAUAGAGCCUGACAUUCAAAGACUGCUAAAAUUAACGAAGGCCUAAAAAUAGCCUCCGUCUCCUAAUGAGUUUUCAUCUGUAACUGUCAAAGUCGACACUCUGCCCUCCACACGUUAAGCCUUAAUAAAUGAGGGUGAUAUUCUGAAAACCUGAGGGGAUAUCAUCGGAAACCUUA
Messenger RNA from Nematolebias whitei (Rio pearlfish), 742 nucleotides. RefSeq names its product glutathione peroxidase 2 (gene gpx2). Gene Ontology annotation, molecular function: glutathione peroxidase activity. Lineage: Eukaryota; Metazoa; Chordata; Actinopteri; Cyprinodontiformes; Rivulidae. The record is from RefSeq and is a predicted model, not a curated record. The transcript has 2 exons. Gene Ontology annotation, biological process: response to oxidative stress.